This is a messenger RNA of Naegleria lovaniensis, 1572 nucleotides long. RefSeq lists its product as uncharacterized. NCBI's taxonomy places the organism in Eukaryota, Heterolobosea, Eutetramitea, Acrasida, Naegleriidae. The record is from RefSeq and is a predicted model, not a curated record. Bases 1 to 1572 code for a protein of 523 amino acids. The transcript has a single exon.
AUGUCACAACCACACAACGUCCUUGCGUUGACUCUACAACCAUCUUCUUCAAUUCCUUCACAAUCUUCUCAUCAACAACAAGAACGAAUUUUCAUUUCAGACCUUCAUGCUACCUCUGAUCACAAUGACCAAGAGGACGAUGAUGCCUGUAGCGAUGCAGAUAGUAUCAUUGUCCAUUUCACUCAUCGAAGGACCCUUACCAAACCAUUGGUUCCAUCGUUCCAACCAACUACUCUCACUCAUCGACAAGAUUUUCCAUACUAUUCAUCAUCAUCAAUGAUGGACAGAAAAAGCCAUGGCUCCUCUCAAACCACUCUCAUUUCCACCAAUAUGCGUCAUCCUCCAAAAGAAUACCAAUCCAGUUGUGACACAAAUAUUGCUCCUUUAACGGUUUAUUCAAAAGCAACAACGGCCAAGACUACCACUCGUUCCACGACUCAUUCUGCAUCGGCUGUUCGAAUUCCAACGUGUUGUGGAGUGAUUGAAUUGAAUCUCAUUCGAGUCUUGUGUCUGUUUGGAAUGAUUGUAAAUAUUUGUUGUUUUAUUGCAGUGGCAGCAGUGGUUGGAAAUUCGUUUCGACUCGAAGCGAAAAAGGAAAUUUCCUUGUUGCUGCAACGAGCGAGUUUUUUACAACUCUAUGAUCAAACGGCAUGUCUGGUACGAUUGGCUGCUUCGACAGGUUCUCUGAAAUAUGUACCUCUAUAUUAUGAAUCUCAAACAAAUACUUCUCGAGUCUUGUUGGAAAUGUCACAAAAUUUACCUCCAGAUGUUUUGGCAAAAACAAAAUUCGAUCCAAAAAAUCCAGGAUAUGUCAAGUAUGAUCAACAAGUGAUUGAGGCUGUUCAGGAGGGUGAUUUAAUCACUGCUAAUCGAGUGUUGAAAUCAUUUUCGUAUGUCGUUUGGGAUGCCUAUGCCACUUACUUUAAAGAUUAUGUGACGCAAGAGGUGAAGAAGUUGAGUUUACAAAAACAAGAUUAUUUGAAAUAUUCUAGUACUGUGAAUAUGAUACUAGUGUUGUUGGGAGUUGUAAUUUCCAUUCCAAUUGUGAUGAUCAUCUUUGCAUUGGCAAUGACCAGUGAACAAGUAUCUUCUCGUAAACUUAAAAAGGCAACAUUGUUCAUGAUAUUGGAAACUUUGCGGAAUGAAAAGUCAAGUCAAUUAUUUAAGGAAUUUUGUGAAAAAGAAAACCAAUUGGAAAAGUAUACCUUUUUGGAGAAUUGUCAUACCUAUCGUGAGAUGUGUGAAAAGUCUAUUGAAAUGAGACGUACCCAAUGGAAUAUUGGAGAUGAAGUUUCCAAUCUUGAACAAAUCAAAGAAAUUGAAAAGAACAAGUAUGAAAUGGCAUUCAAGAUUUUCACUGAAUUUAUUGACACGAAUGGAGAGAAUCCAUUUCCAACCUCUGAUAAAUUUCAAGAACAUGUCAAGAGCAAGUUGGAUGAAUUUUCGAGUGAGAGUCCAGUAUUGGAUGGACACUUAUUCGAUGAAUUGGAGAAGGAAAUUUGUGAUUCGUUACUUGAUUCAUUUAUGAAAUUCAAGAAGGAAUUGAGAAUGAAGAAGAAGGUACAGAAAUGA